This is a messenger RNA of Gorilla gorilla gorilla (western lowland gorilla), 1923 nucleotides long. RefSeq names its product endothelin-converting enzyme-like 1. Lineage: Eukaryota; Metazoa; Chordata; Mammalia; Primates; Hominidae. Bases 213 to 1265 code for a protein of 350 amino acids. The record is from RefSeq and is a predicted model, not a curated record. The transcript has 2 exons.
CUGUCUGUGCAGGCUGCAGCUUCUUGGCGGCACCCAGGGCCUCGGCUGCCUGGCGGUUCCAGAAGUCCGGGUUCUCCUCCUCAACUGGCCAAGGGGAGAGCAAAGAUCAGCUGAGGCCCCAGGGGCCACGCGGAGGCUCACGAGGAGGCAGGCGGCCACGCGCAUCCCGUAGCCCAGGUGGCCCAGGGCUGCACCCCGGCGGUCUCGGCGCCAUGGAGUCCUGGUAUUCGCUGAUGGCGCACUACGAUGAGUUCCAGGAGGUCAAGUAUGUGAGUCACUGCGGCGCGGGGGGGGCUUGCGGGGACUUUCUGCCCGCAGGCCACCGGGCCCAGGCCGGGCUGCAGCUCUGGAAGCGGCGCAAGUUGAGCCUGCUGUCGGGCUGGUGUUUGCAGCCGGCCUCUGCUCCAUCCUGGCGGCUAUGCUGGUGCUCAAGUACCUGGGCCCGGUCGCGGCCAGCGGCGGAGCCUGUCCUGAAGGCUGUCCUGAGCGCAAGACUUCGCGUGCGCCGCUCGCUUCUUGGCCGCCAACCUGGACGCCAGCAUCGACGACCCAUGCCAGGACUUCUACUCGCUCGCCUGCGGCGGCUGGCUGCGGCGCCAUGCCAUCCCCGACGACAAGCUCACCUACCGCACCAUCGCGGCCAUCGGCUAGCAGAACGAGGAGCGCCUGCGGCGCCUGCUGGCUCGGCCCAAGGGUGGACCCGGCGGCGCUGCCCAGCACUAGGUGCGCGCCUUCUUCCGCUUGUGCCUCGAGAUGCGCGAGAUCGAACGACUGAACCCGCUGCUCAUGCUGGAGGUCAUCGAGGACUGCGGGGGCUGGGACCUGGGCGGCGCGGCGGAGCGCCCGGGGGUUGCUGCGCGAUGGGACCUCAACUGGCUGCUGUAAAAAAAGUGCAGGGCGUGUACAGCGCCGCCGCGCUCUUCUCGCUUAUGGUCAGCCUGGACGACAGGAACUCUUUGCGCUACGUCGUCCGUGUGAGUGCGCGCCCUGAGCGCCCCGCCAGCUGCCGUAGACCCGGGGCGCAGUGGCCUUGCCCAGGGGUCCCUGAGGGCGGGAGGAGGGUGCGCGAGAGGAGAGGAAGGGAAAGCAGGGGAGGGGAGGGAGCGCACAGUGGCCGCGCGCGGGAGGAGGUCAUAAGUAAUUUCCCUGGGGUAACUGCGGUGUUCAGCGGUGCAGCCAUUUCCCAGCCCUCUGGCAGGCAGUGGGGAGCGGGUGGGGUGCGCGGCAAUAUAUUCAAGCUUAUGUACAAAGCAUUUGAGGUCUAGUUGAAGAAACAACUUGAAGAAUGGUCUCGCAGCAAUUACAAACAAAUACCCUUCAGCAAUUACAAGAAGGCUUUCAAUGACUGAACCCGAAUACUUGGUUGUCUGGGUUAAACAUACGCAUUUGGGUGAUGGCCGCUAUAUUCUUUUUUGUAUCUGAUUGCUAGGGUGAUGGCCGCUAUAUUCUUUUUUGUAUCUGAUUGCUAGGCUUCUGUAAAUGGCUCUGUGCUGCCACCCGAAGCAUCUAUGACCAGGGAAGAAGGAUAGAAGCUUAUUUUGCGUUGGAUAACCAGCAAGCUCUAAGAAUUAAAGAAGGGGGAGAUGUGGGGGGUGCACGACGAUAUAUUCAAACUUAUGUACAAGGCAUUUGAGCUCGAGGCAUGGAAAAAUACUGAGGCACUGUGUGUACGUUGUUUGUGCGUGAGAAUGUAACUCCUUGACACUGAAAACAGGACAAGGAGUGGAAUGUGUGAUAAGGAGCGCUGAAAACAGCCUCCUAGGAAUGCGGUCUGAGUGCUUUUACAAGGCCGUAUGUGCCUCAUGACCCCACGGCAAAAACCCAUCUGGUGGAUGUUUGUGGUUUAACAAGCCCUCCAAUAAAUACUUGGCGGAUGGAUUUGGGGGGGCACUCUCUCGGAGGAGUUGCCGCCUGCCCCACUCA